AUGCUCUAUUACAGCGGCCAUACUCGUAGGAUAGGUGAUGUCGACGAGGGUUCUACCGUCACCGACUUUCUUCCUGCUGAGCGGGCUCGUGGGAUCACCAUUCAAUCUGCGGCCAUCACCUUCGAGUGGCCACCGGCGCAUGCUGCACCACCUCCGACCUCGACCGAUGACAUUGAAGUUCAGCCUCGUGCACGUUUCCCGCACACCAUUAAUCUAAUCGACACGCCGGGGCAUGCUGACUUCACUUUCGAGGUCCGCCGAUCGUUGCGCAUCUUGGAUGGUGCUGUUUGUAUUCUGGAUGGUGUCGCUGGGGUUGAAGCCCAGACUGAACAAGUAUGGGCCCAAGCUGGCGAAUGGAACAUCCCACGAAUAGCGUACAUCAACAAGCUAGAUCGUGACGGCGCGGCUUUUGGAAGAACCGUUCGUGAAAUCGGCUCUCGCUUGGGCGGUUGGCCCGCGCUUUGUCAAAUCCCAUGGUUCGAGGGUGGAAAGGGCCGUUUUACUGGCGUGGGAGAUGUUAUCAACUUGGAAGGAUUAUUGUACGAGUGUGGCGGAGAUGGCAAAGCGAUAGAACGCUAUCCCUUUAAGCGGUUGGAGCAAGAGCAUCCUGAGUUUGCACAGGAAUUGCGAAGAGCUAGGACGGCGCUGGUUGAACUACUCAGUGAGCAUGACGAUCAGCUUGUCGAAGCCUUUUUCGACGCCGAAGAGGACCACCUCAAAGUGAGUCCUGCUCAGAUUUGGGAGAGCCUGCGAAGGUGUCUCCUCACACCGCAUUGCACCGUUAUCCCAGUCUUUGCUGGCGCCAGCUUUCGUAAUAUUGGCGUACAGCCUCUCUUGGACGCUGUCAACAAUCUCAUGCCAUCUCCGGAAGAGCGGCCAGAUCCUGAGGUUGGUCUUGGGUCGAUCUCUGGAGGGCUUUCGCAGCUGAUCAGAGGGGAUUUGUCACUUGAGAAACCAGCGUCAAAGUCCAAGAAGAAAGGUCCUGAGUUGGUACCCGCGGCGAUCGGCAAGGCUUUGCAGGGUUGUGCGUUAGCAUUCAAAGUGGUCAAUGACCCACGGAAAGGUAUGCUUGUCUACAUCCGCGUCUAUUCGGGAGUGAUAGAACGAAAUGCCCUCCUUUUCAACACCAAUCUUCAGAAUUCGGAGCGGGCGACAACUUUACUGCGGAUGUAUGCUUCGGAAUCGGUGCCUGUUCAGUCACUCCGAGCUGGCGAAAUUGGUGUCAUUGCAGGUUCGAAGUUUGCUCGUACCGGAGACACCCUCAUCUCCUAUGCUGGAAACAAAGCCACACCACCCGAACCACUGCAAAGGCUACAACUGCGGCCUAUCAAAGUGCCGCCACCUGUAUUUUUCGCGGCCAUUGAACCAAAUAGCUUGCGGGAAGAGAAAGAUAUGCACGAGAAGCUUGCGCUGCUGUUGCGAGAAGACCCCAGCCUCCAGGUGCUGCAGGAUGAAGAUACAGGCCAGACGCAAAUCAGUGGUAUGGGCGAAUUACAUCUUGAGAUCGCUCAAGAUAGACUUGUCAACGAUCUAAAAGCAAAAGCACGCAUGGGCAAGAUUGCAAUUGGUUAUCGUGAAACACUACCACAACCUUCAAAUAUCAUCACAAAGGUGUUGGAGGGCGAACGUGCGGCAUCAAAAGGCAAAGCAGGGUGUACGGCCCUCGUGGAACCUCUGGAAGGCGAAUCUGCAGAUGAUGUUGAUGAGUCUGAGGAGAAAUUCAUCCAUGAAGAAGACGGAAACCUGGUCAUCAUCGAGACACCAACUUUAGACCAACGAGGAAGACCACUCGCCGGUGACUCAGGGGGCUUGCCACCACACCUCCUGCUUCCCGAAAUCCGAACUGCGUGCCUCAACGGCGCUUUAGCAGCUUUGAGCCGUGGCCCCUCCUGGGGCUAUCCAAUGCGUAAUACAAAGGUCACCUUGACCCUUCGCCCAGAGGAGCACAUCUUUAGCACGGAAACGACAUAUGGAUCCCUGACGGCUGCUGCUCGCCUGGCCACGAUCGCGGCAUUCAAAGACGCCACCAAGAGCAGCCCGUGUUCUCUGAUGGAACCUGUGAUGAACGUCGAUAUCAACGUGGAUGAAGCAAGCUUGGGGAAUGUCAUCCAGGACAUCUCUUCUGGUCGGGGAGGCCACAUUGUCUCCCUUGGUGACCAUGAAGAGGAGCACGCUCAGACAGGCUUAGAUUCCAAACGUAUCGACGUCCGGAAGAUUUAUGCACCCAAGGAUCCCUUUGAGUCCGGCUCAUCGUUGGCUGGAGAGGAACACCAGAGGGUCAAUUUCCAGAGGACUGUAAAGGCAAAGGUACCUCUGAAAGAGAUGGUCGGUUACCUCAAACAUCUCCGCAGCAUGACUGGAGGUAGAGGAACGUUUGUGAUGAGUGUCGAUCGAUUCGAGAAGAUCACGGGUCCUCGAGAAAGAGCACUUAUUGCAGAGCUUCACGGCGGAUUGUGA
Molecule: messenger RNA, 2457 nt
Organism: Fonsecaea nubica
Lineage: Eukaryota; Fungi; Ascomycota; Eurotiomycetes; Chaetothyriales; Herpotrichiellaceae
Exons: 1
Coding region: 1-2457 (818 amino acids)
Biological process (GO): mitochondrial translation; ribosome disassembly
Cellular component (GO): mitochondrion
Molecular function (GO): GTP binding; GTPase activity
Source: RefSeq, a predicted model, not a curated record